AUGGCCCCGGAGCCUGCGUCGACCAAGAGCGGAGGGCUCUCGCUGUAUGCGAACCUCUUGGAGCAGUCCUCAGAAAACUCCUCGACGAUAUCUCGGGCACCGGUCGUCUUUAAGCAGAGCUCUGAAGGCGAUUCUCAGCCAGACGAUGCCGCUGCGGAGAAGCAGCAGAUAAGUGCCGCCUCUCUACGGUUUCAGCCUGUGAAGAGACCACAGUUGUCUGCUCAGAAGCCGAAACAGAAGCCCACGUUUCCCAAGCCAGGCUUGCCUGGCGCCGCCGCGGGGACUGCCGCUAAUAAUACGGCUGCACAGCCCCCUGUGAAAACGACACUUGCAGACUGGGCUUCAACGCCCGACGACGAUGAUGUCAACGGAUUCUAUGCUGGGGAGAAACGGCAGCGUGGUGGGCGAAAGAAGCGGAAGAAGAAUCGUGAUGCGCAAGUCGCUGUGACGAACUGGGAUGACAUUUACGACCCUUCCCGCCCGAACAAUUACGAAGAAUACAAGCAUAGCGAGGAGAAGAUUCGUGAAGUCAGGGAGUGGAAGGACCGUCUGUAUGCACACCGCAUGGCCAGACGACGCAGCAGUGAUCUCGACAGCGACGAAGAGUACUCUCGGCCGAUGAACCGGCAAUUUGCUCCUCCACCCUACAACUUUGCACCACCUAAGAACCUCAACGAUAUGCCGACGGAACCACCGCCUCCCCCUCCUGCAGACGACGAGGUUGAAAUGGCCGAGGACGAUUACGAACCACCACCUCCUCCGGCGUCUGUUCCUGACGACGCAAGUGGCGAGGACGCGUACGCCAGACGACUUCGGAUGACCCAAAAUCAGGGCCAGAUGCCGAUGGCGGAUCAUCCCCCACCACCACCACCACCCCCGCCUGAGGCUCCUCCGGUCCCUCCUUUGUCUGCAUUCCAACCUCCUUCUGCAACCAUAUCGCGCGCCCCGGUCCGAUAUACCCUACCACCUCCUCCUGAGGACAUUCCAGCGACUGAAGAAGAGCUGGAAGCAGUAUUUGCAAGCGAGAAACCUGUCGACAAGGAAGAUGGGGACGCUCCUCGCUCUCUUCGCCCUGGGCAGAAAGGGUUUGCAGAACGUUUGAUGGCCAAGUAUGGCUGGACGAAAGGAUCUGGACUGGGUGCCAGUGGGUCUGGAAUCGUCAAGCCACUUGAAGUCAAGGUUGAGAAACAGAAGAAGAGACCCGACUCAGAGGGCGGAGGAUUUGUUACCCCUGCAGGCAGAGGUAAAAUCAUCGGCGGUGAGAGGAAGUCGGAAGAGGAAGGGAAGUUUGGACCCAUGAGCGAAGUAAUCGUGCUUCAUGGGAUGCUGGAUGGGAUGGACUUGGAUGCUGAAUUAGACAGUGGUCAAGAUGGGGGCUUAAUACAGGAAAUAGGGGAGGAGUGCAGCGAGAAGUAUGGACGUGUUGAACGAGUCUUCAUCCAUCGGGAAAGCACUGGUCCCGUGCCUGUCUUUGUCAAGUUCACCACUCAGCUGUCAGCCUUACGUGCUGUUAAUGCUUUGGAAGGCCGUGUAUUCAAUGGCAACACGAUCAAGGCCCGAUUUUUCGAUAGCGAGAAAUUUGAAAAGGGCAUUUAUGAGUGA
This is a messenger RNA of Rasamsonia emersonii CBS 393.64, 1602 nucleotides long. Its product is annotated as G-patch DNA repair protein (Drt111). The transcript is spliced from 5 exons. NCBI's taxonomy places the organism in Eukaryota, Fungi, Ascomycota, Eurotiomycetes, Eurotiales, Trichocomaceae. Gene Ontology annotation, biological process: mRNA cis splicing, via spliceosome. Bases 1 to 1602 code for a protein of 533 amino acids. The record is from RefSeq and is a predicted model, not a curated record. Gene Ontology annotation, molecular function: RNA binding. Gene Ontology annotation, cellular component: precatalytic spliceosome.